Messenger RNA from Closterium sp. Naga37s-1, 1275 nucleotides. Lineage: Eukaryota; Viridiplantae; Streptophyta; Zygnematophyceae; Desmidiales; Closteriaceae. The record is from the annotation of a GenBank genome assembly.
AUGAGAGGGAGCACAGACAGACAUGCGAGGACGGGGGAGAGGGAAGCGGAUAAGGAGGCGCGGGAAAUGAAAACGGUUGUUGAUAUCGACGAGGAAACUCCGCUACUCGCGCCACCCAAUAGCGGAAUUGCGAUGGGAUCUGACGCCAGUAGAUACGGAAGCGUCGGAGGAGCAGAAAGGCUCCGGGGAAUGCAGGAGAUGGUUAUGGAUCGAGGUGGGAUAGGGAUAGCUGAGAUGGCAGGGAGGCCUGCUGGCAUGUCACGGAACCCUACUCGUCCUGGGAAAGCGGCGAUCGGGGAUGAAGAGGAGGCGGAGGACGAGCACCAACCGCAGUGCCGAAUCUGCCUCGAGAGUGACGGUGACGACCUCAUCGCGCCCUGCAAAUGCAAGGGCUCGGCGCGUUUCGUGCACCGUUCUUGUCUGGACCAAUGGCGGGCCACCAAGGAGGGAUUCGCUUUCUGUCACUGCUCCACGUGCAAGACGCGCUUCCACCUGCGCGUGUGCCCGCCGCCCGACCCGCGAUUCCGCCAUAUCAAGUUCAGAUUCUUUGUUGCGAGGGAUAUUGUGUUUGUGACGCUGCUGGUGCAGAUGCACACUCUCUCAUGCUCUUUCUUCCCUCCUCAAUCUUCGCCGACCCACCAGCUGAUUAUCUGCUUUGGCUUCACUGCAUACGUGGCGGAUUACUAUUUCGACAUGGGCUUGCAGAAAUCAUGGGGCGUGGAAAGCGCAGCAACGUUCUACUACAUUUGUGGUGAGAGAGGGAGUGAGAGAGGGAGUGAAAGAGGGAGUGAAAGAGGGAGUGACAGAGGGAGUGACAGAGGUAGUGAGAGAGGGAGCGAGAGAGGGAGUGAGAGAGGCGGUGAGAGAGAGAGUGAGAGAGGUAGUGAGAGUGGGAGUAAGAGUGGGAGUGGUGUGUGCUUCCAGGCAUAUGCGCCCCACCCGAUGCCGCUCUCUCCCAUGCCGUUUCUUAACCAAAUGUGCUGCUCAUUAUCAUCUCUUCCUAGUUUCUGCGUGCUGCUCUUCCUUGUGUCUGCCGGUCUCCUCGGUGCCAUCAUGACGUGUGUUGACCGCCGGUUCCCUCAACCAUCCCUCCCGGCAUUCCCCGUGUUGAAUCUUCUCGUGCGCCUGUCUUCUCCCCCCCAACCAGGCGUGCUGCUCUUCCUUGUGUGUGCCGGUCUCCUGGGUGCCGUCAUGACGUGUGUUGACCGCCGGAUUCGCAUCGAUCUGGCUGCUCCCUGGAGGGACCUGGAAGCCUGCUGCUGCGACCCGCGGUGA